Molecule: messenger RNA, 930 nt
Organism: Andrographis paniculata
Lineage: Eukaryota; Viridiplantae; Streptophyta; Magnoliopsida; Lamiales; Acanthaceae
Exons: 2
Coding region: 3-572 (189 amino acids)
Source: RefSeq, a predicted model, not a curated record
AUAUGUUGUUGGUACCUGUGAGUGUUCCAUUCCAUGGCAUGUUUUACAAAAUGUACAACCAAAAUUCAUCAGAUCAGCCAAAGGGGGUUGGGGCACCUCCCAUGGCCAUGAGCCCUAGAAUCUCCUUCUCCAAUGACUUUGUGGAAUCCUCUCACCAUUCCCAAUCUCACCACCAUCACCACAGGCCUGCAGCUGCAUCAUAUAGGGAUGCACCUGUUUCCUCAGACUUUGAGUUCUCUGUGAGCAAUUACUCCAUGAUGUCUGCUGAUGAGCUCUUCUUCAAGGGAAGGCUUCUGCCAUUGAAGGAAACCUCCUGUAGUAGCAGCAGUGGAAGUUUCCAGAAGACCACCACUACUCUCAGGGAUGAGCUCCAGAACAAUGAGGAAGAUGGUGGCGAUGAUUUCUCCCUCAGGCCCCCCAAGAACCCCACCAGGUGGAGGGGCUUUCUUGGCCUCAGAAAAUCACACAUUGGGUCUAAGAAACCUGAAAAGCCACUGGAGAAAAGGACACCAGUUUAUGGCCAUCAUGAUGAUAUCCAAUGCACCAAGAAUUCACAGGAUUUUGUGGAAUGACUCAUUAAACAAGAGAUUGGAGAUGGUGGAUGGAAGACAAAUAAUUAAAAGUCAUGGAGGUUUGGAAUUUUUUUUAGGUGGUUUUUUGGCAAAUUUUGGGGGCAGGAAAAUUGGGAAAUGAAAAGACUAGUGCUUUUUCCUUAGAUGAGAGGCUUAAUUUGGAUCAUUAAUCUAAUUUGUAUUAGUGAAGUCGGAAGCUCUUUUUUUUUUUUUUUUUUUUAAUUCUUAAUCUCUAGCAUUUUGAGUUUGAAUUUUGUCAUUGUAGUUUGCUUCAAGAUUUUUCUUCUAAUUCUUGUAGAAGUAACAAACUAAGUUUUUAUUUCUUUUGUUCUGAGUAUGUGUUGAGAAAAAAAUAUAA